GAUUCAUAUGUGGUGUGGUGGUGCGCCAUUAUUUCUGCAAUUUGUUUGCAAACUGCACUGAACUCUAUAAUAAAACAAACUGAAACAAACUGAGGCAAACUGAAACAACAAAACAAUAGUAGGGAUUGGACGCAUUUGAUUUGCAGUGUGUGAGGUGAAUUUCUGGAAUAUUUUUAUGCCUCUCUUUUGAAUUUAUCGCUCAGACACUUAGGCUUACAUUUCACGACGUCCAAAUAUGAAUUGGAUCUAACGAAGGAAACCUACCGCCUGUCCAGCCUGUGAGCCGUUGGGACCUGCCGCCCCACCUCCCCUCGCCGCCCAGCCAUGACGUCGGCACUGCUGAAGGACCGGGCGCAGAACGCGUUCCAGGAGCAGUGGCCCAGCAUGGAGCCAGUGAUCCAGCGGCUGCUCCAGCAGGAUCCGGUCACCAAGGCCGACUGGCAGAACCUGUUCUGGUCCACCCACACCGUGUGCCUGUGGGACGAGAAGGGCGCGCCCAAGGUCUACAGGUACCUCCAGGAGGCAGUGCAGUCGUUCGUGAAGCUCGCCUAUGACCGCAUCGGUCAACACGAGGGCGAGUACGAGACUCUGAAGGCGUACAUUGGCGAGUGGGACCGGUUCUUCACACAGUGCAGCUACCUGCCACUGCCGUUUGGGCAGCUCGAGCAGGCGCUCUCCGGCAAAAACACCAACAGCAACAAACCGAAGCAGCCGCACGAGAGCAUCGUCAGGAAGCUGAUGCUGGAUACGUGGCAGGAUGUGAUCUUCUCGCAACUCAGGGACCGUCUGCUGCGCGCCGCCAUGCACCUACUGGACACGGAGCGGCGCGGUACCUCCAUCGAGGGCGCCCACCUGGUGGUCGGCGUACGGGACUCGUUCGUCCACCUGUGUACGAGCACAGAGGACCGGCUCGAGUCCUACCGACAGCACUUUGAGACCGUGUACGUGGAGUGUCUGACGCGUUACUAUCAGAGUCAUGCGGCCGAGUUUCUGGCUGAUAACGGAGUACAUGACUUCAUGCGGUACGCAGACAGCAAGCUGAAGGAGGAGGAGGAGCGGGGACUGAAGUACCUGGAAACCAGUGGAGACUCGCUGAAAAAGAUCCGCGAUCAGUGCGUCCAGCUGCUGGUGACGCGGUACCGGGACUCUAUCCUCGCCGAGUGUCCCACCAUGGUCCGACACCACGACACGGACAAGCUGUCUCUGAUGUUUGGCCUGCUCGACCGGGGCACGGAGGCCGGCGGAGGCGCCGGAGGGGUGGAGCCCAUGCUGAGGGUGGUUGAGGACCACAUCAAGUCGGCGGGACUGGACGCCAUGAUGGCCAACGCCGACACAAUCACUCAGGACUGUGAGCGUUACGUGGAGCAGCUGCUGGAGCUAUUCCAGAAGUUCAGCGCCCUAGUGCGGGACGCGUUUCACAGUGAUCCGCGCUUCCUCACAUCGAGAGACAAGGCCUUCAAGGACCUCGUCAACGACACCAGCGUCUUCAAACUGGAGUUACCGGCUCGGGGUCGCGCCGGCGGCCCGCUAAAGUCCACGCCCGAGUCUCGGUGUCCGGAGCUGCUGGCCAACUACUGUGACAUGCUGCUGAGGAAGACCACAUUCAGCAAACGGCUGACCGCCGACGAGGUUGACGAGAAGCUGCGCUCGGUGCUCUGCCUGCUGAAGUACGUGCAGAACAAGGACGUCUUCAUGCGCUACCACAAGGGCCACCUGUCUCGGCGACUGAUCCUGGACACCUCAGCAGACUCGGAGAAGGAGGAGAACAUGGUGGACUGGCUCAGGGGCAUCGGCAUGCCGGCGGACUACGUCAACAAGCUGUCCAGGAUGUUCCAGGACGUGAAGGUAUCCCAGGACCUGAACGCCGAGUUCCACGACUCACGGCCCAACGUGGCCGAUAACGUCAACAUCAAGAUCCUGAACGCGGGCGCGUGGGCGCGCGGCAGUGAGCGCGUAUCGGUGACGCUGCCCACCGAGCUGGAGGACUACAUUCCCGAGCUGGAGGAGUUCUAUCGGGCCAAACACAGCGGCAGGAAGCUGCAGUGGCACCACCACAUGUCAAACGGAACCAUCACCUUUACCAGCAAACUGGGCCGGUACGAUGUGGACAUCACCACCUUCCAGAUGGCCGUGCUGUUCGCCUGGAACCAGCGGCCGGCGGAGAAGAUCAGUCUGGAGAACCUGCGCCUGGCCACCGAGCUGCCGGAUGCCGAGCUGCGCCGCACGCUCUGGACACUGGUGGCCUGCAGCAAACUCAAACGGCAGCUGCUGCUCUAUGCGCCAGAGGUCCACUCUGCCAAGGAGUUUGUUGAAGAUACCCAGUUCUGGGUCAACCAGCAGUUUGCCGUCGUCAAAAACGGCAAGCCCAUGCCGCGGGGCAAGGUCAAUGUGAUCGGGCGACUUCAGCUCAGCACGGAAAAAUCCCGAGAAGAAGAGAACGAGGGCAUCAUCCAGCUGCGGAUACUGCGGACGCAGGAGGCCAUCGUCAAGAUCAUGAAGAUGCGGAAGGUGACGACGAACGCCCAACUGCAGACUGAACUGAUCGAGAUCCUCAAGAACAUGUUCUUGCCGAGUAAAAAGAUGAUCAAGGAGCAGAUCGAGUGGUUGAUCGAGAACAAGUACAUGAAGCGAGAUCCGGACGAUAUUAACAAGUUUAAGUAUAUGGCCUAGUAGGGGUUGUCUGCCUUUCUGUGAUGAUACCGGUGGGUGGGGUGACAGUGACACAGUGACAGGUGACAGUGUGUCACUGUGACAGUGACAGUGACACAGUGCGCCGGCGGCAAGACGGCUGUUUUUUAGUGCAUAUAUUGGUGCGGGCGAAUGUGAGUGAUUGGUGCUGCAGAUUAAUGCGGGACGUGGCGCGCGGUGUAAUUAUGCCAAUAUGUGGGCGUCAGUGAGACGCUCUCCUCUCCGAGGCAGGAAACUGCCGCUCCGCCGCGGCGGGUUUAUAUGUGCCACCAGUCGGAUGGCGAGUAACCUGCGCUUUGUGUCUUGGCCGAGAGAAGAGAUGGCAGGGCGGGCAGCUUGUGCCGCUUAGUAUGGCAUUAUGGCGGUGUUCCCGCGCCAGUAGGAUAAGUCGAUGAAGAAAUGGUGCGUAAUAAAUCUCAUGGCAAAUGCUGA
Amphibalanus amphitrite is the source of this 3120-nucleotide messenger RNA. RefSeq names its product cullin-5-like. Gene Ontology annotation, molecular function: ubiquitin protein ligase binding. The transcript has 11 exons. Lineage: Eukaryota; Metazoa; Arthropoda; Thecostraca; Balanomorpha; Balanidae. The record is from RefSeq and is a predicted model, not a curated record. Gene Ontology annotation, biological process: SCF-dependent proteasomal ubiquitin-dependent protein catabolic process; protein ubiquitination. Gene Ontology annotation, cellular component: SCF ubiquitin ligase complex; Cul5-RING ubiquitin ligase complex. Bases 325 to 2670 code for a protein of 781 amino acids.